CUGUGAUCUGUGCGAGGCACUUGGAGGCACUGUCGUUCAUGUGUGUCGUUCUUUAUGUAUAAAUAAUUGUCAUUGUUAAAAUAAACAUGAAUAAAAUAUGUAGAAUAUGCUUAGAAGAAGGUGUACUAUCAUCAAUUUUUACUAAGAAUUUUAAUUUGUCUCUAAGUGACAUGAUUGAAUAUUGUUGCAACCUAAAGAUUGGAAAAAAUGAUGGUUUGCCUGAACAGAUGUGCAGCAACUGUAUUUACAAAUUGGGUAUUGCAUAUCAUUUUAAGCAAACUUGUGAGAGUGCUGACAUGCGACUGAGGCAAUAUUUAGGACUACAGACUCCUGAAAAGCGUACUGAUGUGGCUGUGAUGACAGAUCCAAUUGUCACAACUCACGCUACAAUCAUAAAAAAAUGUAAAUGCCAGCAGGGACAACGAAAAAGUAGUACAAACUACAAACGAAAGUUGGAAACUGAGAAAUUGAAACGAGGCCCAAAACCAAAACCCAAGCAAGUUCAUAGCUGUUACCAAUGUGACAAACAAUUUAGAUGCCAGGCACAGUUGGACAUGCAUGUAAGAACUCACACUGGAGAUAAACCCUUUGUUUGUAUGUAUUGCCCGCGACGUUUUACUCAAAAACACAAUUUGACAAUUCAUCUUCGUGUUCACACUGGUGAGAAACCAUUUCAAUGCGAAGUCUGCAGUAAAAGAUUUUCUGCUCAAGGAAAUCUUCAAGCACAUUUGAAAAUUCAUACUGGACAAAGAGAUCAUACAUGCACAUUAUGUAGCAAAUCUUUUAUUACAUCCAGUGAGCUUACACGGCAUAUGAAUAAACAUAGAGGUGUUAAAAAUUUCAAAUGUGAUUUAUGUGGAGCUGCUUACAUACACUCAAGAGACUUUAAAUUACAUAAAAUGAAAAAACAUCAAGUUUGUAUAAAAAAUUUAAAUGCACAAAAUGAAAAUUAUAACAAUAAUGCCAAUAUAGAUAUUAUUGGCAUAGAUGUAGGUAAAGAUGUGUCACAGAUGUCCAUGGGUGAGCACAAAGAGAUCAACCAUCACAUACAACAUUUGAUUAAUGAUAAACCUCAACACAAUGCCAGUUCUUCAUCUGUACACAAUCCAAAUGUACUAUCACUAAAUUCUGGAUAUGAAAAUAAAGAUGUUAAAGAUACUUUUCCACAUCAUCCAUAUGUCUUACCUAAAGAAAUUGUUGGAGGCCACAACUGUGCUAUUUGUGGUGAAAGUUUUAAUUAUUUAAAUGAAUUAGCCCAACAUUACCUACACAAUCAUAAUAAGGGUUAUGAUUCUUUAAAUAAUACAAAAACUUACAGUGCCCUACAGUAAAUACUAUUCCAAUAAAUUAUUAAACAUUUAAUAAGAUAUUUCUAUCUAUGCAUAAAUUAAUAUGAU
Messenger RNA from Ostrinia furnacalis (Asian corn borer), 1397 nucleotides. RefSeq names its product zinc finger protein 681. NCBI's taxonomy places the organism in Eukaryota, Metazoa, Arthropoda, Insecta, Lepidoptera, Crambidae. The record is from RefSeq and is a predicted model, not a curated record. Gene Ontology annotation, cellular component: nucleus. The transcript is spliced from 9 exons. Gene Ontology annotation, biological process: regulation of transcription by RNA polymerase II. Gene Ontology annotation, molecular function: DNA-binding transcription factor activity; RNA polymerase II cis-regulatory region sequence-specific DNA binding; zinc ion binding. The coding region runs from base 87 to 1331 and encodes 414 amino acids.